AUGAAACCUUACCCGCCUAAAUCCCUAAUUGCAGCUUCCUUACCAGUCACCACAGUCACUCUCACUCGGUCACUCCCUCGGUCCCUCCCACUCAACACAGAGCUUCAGCUUUUCCAGUCUCCAGUCUCUACCCAUAGUCACUCACACCUGCAAUCUCGAACAGACGUCCUCACCCUUCACGCUCGCACUUCCGUCCUCACCCCUCACGCUCGCAAAGUCGCAGUCACCGUCGCUCUUUGGUCCUCCUGGGUUCUAGCCACCGCUGCUGCUCCGUCUAGCCGUCGUCACCGUUGGUCUCGGUCCUGGGCUCUUGGGUCCUGUCCUCUCGCUCUCUGGGUAUGCUCGUCGGUCCUCUCGUUCUCUGGGUCUGCUCGUCUGUCCUCAUCGCCGCUGCUCCUCACCUCCUCUGUCCUGGUCGUCGGCUCGUCACCACUGUCAUAUCAGAUUUCUAAAAAUAUGAAUUCUGAAACUGUGAGUAACCUUGUUACUGUUGGAGCUGAUUCUGAGGCUGCUCCGGUCGAGGUUUGUGAACCUAGUUUGAAAAAGGCCAGACCAGCAACAUCCGAUGUUUAGAAUUUUUUGAGAAAGCUCGGUCCAGAUAAGGAUGGAGUAGAACGUUCUGAGUGUAAAGGAUGCAAGAAGGUGUUUAAAGCUGGAGGUAAGCGAUAUGGCACUUCUACUCUAAAAUGACAUCUUAAUAUUUGUACUCAAAUUAAGCAUGAAGAUAUUGGUCAGACUAUAGCAGAAUUGCAACUUAAAAUGGGUUCACUUAAGAUUGAUUCAGGAGUGGCUAGAGAUAUGUUUGCUUCUUAUGUAGUUGCUGGGGAUAAGC
Molecule: messenger RNA, 832 nt
Organism: Arachis ipaensis
Lineage: Eukaryota; Viridiplantae; Streptophyta; Magnoliopsida; Fabales; Fabaceae
Source: RefSeq, a predicted model, not a curated record